Messenger RNA from Arachis duranensis, 1457 nucleotides. RefSeq names its product F-box protein CPR1. NCBI's taxonomy places the organism in Eukaryota, Viridiplantae, Streptophyta, Magnoliopsida, Fabales, Fabaceae. The record is from RefSeq and is a predicted model, not a curated record. The transcript has 2 exons. Bases 34 to 1242 code for a protein of 402 amino acids. Gene Ontology annotation, molecular function: protein binding.
ACCAGGAAGAAGAAAGCCAAACAGGCAUCGAACAUGGAGGAGGAGGAGAAGAAGUACAAGAGCAUUGACGACAUCCUCCCUCCUGACCUGAUUCACAGAAUCUUCCUGAAAGUGCCUGCCAAACAUCUCGCUAGCCUCAGGUGCGUUUCGAAGCUGUGGUACUCUUUAAUUUCCGAUCCACAAUUUGUGGAAUUCCAUUUUCAGUACUCUCCCGCAGUCACCAACACAUUCAUCUUCAUAGCAAAAGGCUGUGUGUCAUGCUUCGUUGACUUAGACGCACUAUUUAGUGUCAACAAUGAUGCAUUACAAGUGAAAAGGGUGUCUCCCCCUUUCAAGAUGAAAUCACCGCCUUAUUUUGAGGUCCUGGGAUCGUGCAGAGGCUUUGUUCUCUUACGUGGACAAGGAAAUUUUCUUGUGCUAUGGAACCCACUGACGGGAUCCAGCAAAGGAAUAUCCUACUCUCGUAUUGCUUCUCGUUGUAAGAACAAGGGCUACUGGAUUCCCCGCGAGUUCCUUGUUUAUGGAUUUGGUUAUGAUGCAUCACAGGAUGAUUACUUACUUGUUGUAGCUUGCCAUGAUAAGCAUGGCCAAGCUCACUUUAAUUGCUUGUCCUUGAAAACCAAUUCAUUUAUUUAUUUUGAUGCUGCACCCCCCAAACCCUUGGGUUUUUAUAAUUGGAAUCCUCGUGGGUUGUUCUUUAACGGCGCUAUUCAUUGGGUGCCUUCCUAUCUUCAAGAUUACAGGAAUGCUAUUCUUAUCUUUGAUCUCAAGGAAAGGACUUUUUCAAUGAUAUCUGCACCGGAACAAAUGUUAAUCAGUGCAUGCCGCUCUCCAGGUCUCGCCCUACUAGGAGGCUGCCUAGCCUUCUAUUAUGGCAAUCUUGAUAGCAUUAUCACUGACAUAUGGGUGAUGAAAGAAUAUAAAGUGCACUCAUCUUGGAUUCUCUAUCAGAUUCCUUGCUUUGGCUUUCGGCCUCUGUGCUUAUCCAGUGAUAUGAAUCUUAUUGGAAAAGGUGAUACUUGUGAUAAAUUGGAGUUCUACAUAUAUAAUCUCAGAGAAGAGAGGCUCCAAUAUUUUAAAUAUCCAUGUUUUCCGGCUGCCGUUUUUGAAGCCAAUGCUGUGUAUACAGAGAGUCUCUUGCCACUCCCUAGUGACAUUAAGGAUAAGGAUGAGAAGGAGGAGGAACAGGGCCAUCAAUUUCUCCACGAAUUUUUUGAACUACUUGAUGUUGCUAAAGGUUAGCAUUACGAAGGAUUCAAACAAGGAAAGAAUACAAGUGAACAGCUUGACACGUGGAGAAAAACAUUUGAAAAGUGCAGAUGAAGUUUAGUCUCUUUGAAUCCAGUAUAUCUUUUGAAUCAAAUCUACUAAUAAUAUUUCUUAGUUGGUUAUGCAGAACUUUAGAUGUUUUAUUUUGCUGGUUACAUAAUAUACUUUUUCUUUUAAUCUUACCUUUA